GCACGCGCCCGCUCGGGGCUCCAGUUUGCUCCUGCUGCUCGUUGCUAGAGGGCUGCAGAAGGACCCCGGGCGGCCCGCCCGGACUAUCUGCACAGCCGGGGGGAUGACGUUAGCGGGCUCUAUGUGGCGUGCGCCCCCGUGAGGCGAGAGACACGGAGCCCCUGUGACUUAGGCCGAGUCCGUAUCCGACUCCCCGUCCCCGCACUGAGCCGCCUCGAGCCAGGCCUGUCGGCAGCACGAGCUAGCCCGGCGGCGGUUGGUCGGAGGAUCACGUGAUCCGAGGGCGAGGCUUUUUGAGAGACGCCCUUGCGCCCCGCUGACGGCCAAGUGGGGAGACGCAGCCUCGGGGCGGGGGCGUCACACACCCCUGUUUGUGCGUUGUCUCGGGCCGCGGCCUCGAGCAGGCGCGUCGGUGCGGAGGGAGGCAGCAGCCGGGGAAAAGUGAAAUCACUGCGGGGGGCUGCUGUCGCGCGGUAGAUGGAAAAAUGGCUCACAACAAUGACUGGUUUCAAAGUUCCAGAGUACCCAGCUUUGCUCAGAUGCUAAAAAAGAACUUGCCCACUGAACCGCCUCCUCAAGCCCCUCCUCAGCCAUCUUCACACCCUGUGAAUAUGGGCCUGAUGUUUUCAUCUUCUGAAAAUUACAACAUGCCAAAUUCAGCACGUAAGGUGACACACAUCACAGGUCAUGUUUCAGACUUGCUAUGUUCCAAAGCAGCCCAUCCACCUCCAAUCACUUCACUUCUUCCAAAGAAAAUACCAAAGGAGUUUAUACUAAAAUAUAAACGUGGGGAGAUAAACCCAGUAUCUGCCUUGCAUCAAUUUGCACAAAUGCAGCGUGUGCAACUAGAUUUGAAGGAAACUGUUACAACAGGCAACGUCUUAGGGGCUUACUUUGCUUUUUGUGCAGUGGUGGAUGGAGUUCAAUAUAAGACAGGAUUGGGGCAAAAUAAAAAGGAGUCUAAAUCAAAUGCAGCAAAACUGGCUCUUGAUGAGCUACUCCAGUUGGACGAUACAGGACCAAAGGUUUUUGAAAGUUCAGGUCCUCCUCGGAUUCCUGCAGAACCCAUAGUUUCAGCUGAAUCAACAUACAUUUCAAAGAUGCCUUAUGAGAGAAGGCAUCUUGUGUAUGAAAAAUUUUCACGAGCUGUCAGGGAAACCUUUAACAGUCUGACUGCCAAAUAUCCUGAGUACCAGAGUUGUAGCAAUUCAUUGGCUGCUUUUAUAAUUGAAAAAGCUGGACACUAUGAAGUUGUAGCUCUUGGCACAGGAGAAUUCAAUUACAGUCAGUGCAUUCAUCAUGAUGGGAGAGUGUUGCAUGACACUCAUGCUGCUGUUACUGCAAGACGCUCUCUGCUUAGGUAUUUUUACAGGCAGCUUUUGUUAUUCUAUAGUAAAAAUCCUAUUAUGAUGGACAAAUCCAUAUUUUGUAUGGAACCAGCAUCAAGCCUACUCAGUUUAAAACAAAAUAUAAAUAUUUUUCUCUACAUGAAUCAGUUGCCAAAAGGAUCUGCUCAGAUAAAGUCACAGUUACGUCUCAAUCCAAAUUCUAUAUCUGCAUUUGAAGCUAAUGAAGAGCUUAGUCUCCAUCUUGCUGUGGAAGGCAAGAUUUACCUAACUGUUUAUUGUCCCACUGAAGCUGCUAACAGAGUAAACAGCAUGUCAGCUAGUGACAAAUUAACCAGAUGGGAAGUGCUGGGUGUCCAGGGAGCAUUGCUAAGUCACUUCAUUCAGCCAGUUUACAUCAGCAGUAUACUUGUUGGGGAUGGAAACUGCAGUGAUACAAGAGGACUAGAAAUAGCUAUAAAACAACGUGUUGAUGAUGCACUCACAUCAAAGCUUCCCAUGUUUUACCUGGUCAACAGACCUCAUAUUAGUUUGGUGACUGCUACACAUCCAGUUCAGAUAGACUUGGAGCACAGAUCUCUUAGUGUGAAUUGGUCACAAGGGGACACUUCAUUAGAAGUUGUGGAUGGUUUCAAUGGGAAAAUCACUGAAAGUUCACCAUUCAAAAGUGGCACUUCAAUGGCAAGCCGUCUUUGCAAGGCUGCAAUGUUAAAUCGUUUCAAACUGGUUUCUAAGGAAGCGAAAAGAAGCGAUUUGCUUGAAGCUAGUACAUAUCAUGAAGCAAAGAUUAAGUCAACACUCUACCAGGAAGCUAAACAUUUGCUGAAAAGCUAUCUAGAGCAGUAUGGCUACGGAUCAUGGAUUGUGAAGUCUCCGCAUAUUGGACAGUUCAGCAUGUAACUACUAAGCUGAUAUUGGUUUUUAUCACCUAUAUCAAUAAAAAAGUUAAUUUUGCGAGUAAAAUAUUUGGAUAUUGGUAGUCUUAAUCUUUCAAAUCAGAGCCAUUUAUAGCAAUAGCAAGUGAAUGGCUCAAAGACUUCUAUGGUCAGUUUAAACACAAAUAUUAGACUACCUCUUGUAACAAAUAAGUCUUACUCAAGACACCAGUGAUUGUUUUAGAUAAUCUCACAAAGCUGCUAUUAAAGAGUCUUAUCUGUAUUGUUUUGUGGUGUUCUCUAAAGACCGAGAUUUUUCCUGUCAAAUUUGCAAUGUCACAGAUUAUAUGUUGAUUUUUCCAGCUUCUCACAGAUGUUUCUUCAGUGAAAUUUGGCUUUCUUCAGAGGAUGCUAUUAAUGUCCUUUUAUGGUUUAGUUGUAAGAGUGAAACACUUUUUGAUAUCCAAAAUCAAUCACACUAACUUAAUGAAAAGUGACGGUUGUUAAUACUGGCUUAAGGCAUCUUUUGUUUGAGUUAAUUUAAACCAGUCUUCAUUGGAAUACCUUAAUUUAGGAUUAUUCAGUGGAACACUGUAUUAUACAAGUCCAUGCAGGAGGCUAAUAAAAGUUUACUGUAUACUUAGAGGUAAAACUUCAGUAUUGUUAAUAUCAAACUUUUACUUCUCAGAAAUGAUACUUUUGGUGUUUAUCAAUGUUAAGCAUUUUAGCUUCCUAACUUUCAGUGAGUUUAGCAAUAGUGGAAAAGUGCACGAUUGAUAGUGUUGGACAAUGAAGUCUUUAGCCACAAUAAGUGUUGCUUAAGUAAUGGUGAAAGUUUCCUUAUAUUGCAUUGACAGUGAGCUUUGCUCCUAACAUGGGAAAUAGGCCUGGUACUUUCCUCUCAUUUAGCUCUCUGAAGCCCACAAUGAGGCUUACUAACUUGGUUGCAUCCUUUGAGGACUGGGAUUACAACUCUCUUCGGUCUUUUUCCUGUACCCAAGGUGUGUUUAAAAGUUCUGAAUUAGCUUUCUUCAAAGUCAGUGUUCAGUUACUUGGUGAAGUAAGUGUGAGUGAAUGGUAUAAUUUAAUGGGUUAAAUAGUUGUUUCCUGUUCUAACAUUUUAUUGACAAAUUAUGAGAACAGAGGAGAUCCCUACAAUUUUCAUUUAUCUAGAUUAAGGUUAGAGUAG
This is a messenger RNA of Trachemys scripta elegans, 3410 nucleotides long. RefSeq names its product adenosine deaminase domain containing 1 (gene ADAD1). Gene Ontology annotation, molecular function: tRNA-specific adenosine deaminase activity; double-stranded RNA binding; double-stranded RNA adenosine deaminase activity. The record is from RefSeq and is a predicted model, not a curated record. Lineage: Eukaryota; Metazoa; Chordata; Testudines; Emydidae. Gene Ontology annotation, biological process: adenosine to inosine editing; RNA processing. Bases 486 to 2246 code for a protein of 586 amino acids. Gene Ontology annotation, cellular component: cytoplasm; nucleolus. The transcript has 12 exons.